Molecule: messenger RNA, 1468 nt
Organism: Medicago truncatula (barrel medic)
Lineage: Eukaryota; Viridiplantae; Streptophyta; Magnoliopsida; Fabales; Fabaceae
Product: 60S ribosomal protein L3
Exons: 6
Coding region: 95-1264 (389 amino acids)
Biological process (GO): translation
Cellular component (GO): cytosolic large ribosomal subunit; ribosome
Molecular function (GO): structural constituent of ribosome; RNA binding
Source: RefSeq, a predicted model, not a curated record
GCAUUAUAUAAAGCCAGAAGCACUCAUCAAACACUCACACAUUUCUUCCCCUCUCAUCUCAUUCUAUAUAUUGCGGCUGUUGAAUCAGGAAAACAUGUCUCACAGGAAAUUCGAGCAUCCUCGUCACGGUUCUCUUGGAUUUCUCCCUAGGAAGCGUGCUGCUCGUCAUCGCGGAAAAGUGAAAGCUUUCCCAAAAGACGAUCCUACCAAACCAUGCAGGUUGACUGCUUUUGUGGGUUACAAGUCUGGUAUGACCCAUAUAGUUAGGGAGGUGGAGAAACCUGGAUCAAAACUUCAUAAGAAAGAGACAUGUGAAGCUGUCACUAUCAUUGAAACUCCCCCAAUUGUUGUUGUUGGAGUGGUAGGAUAUGUGAAGACUCCACGAGGCCUUCGCACACUCAAUACUGUUUGGGCUCAGCAUCUCAGUGAAGAUGUCAAGCGACGAUUCUACAAGAACUGGGCCAAAUCAAAGAAGAAGGCUUUUACCAAGUAUACCAAAAAAUAUGAAACUGAUGAAGGAAAGAAAGAUAUUCAAACUCAGCUGGAGAAAUUGAAGAAGUAUGCCACUGUUAUCCGUGUUCUUGCUCAUACUCAGGUAAGGAAGUUGAAGGGUCUGAAACAAAAGAAAGCUCAUUUGAUGGAGAUCCAAGUUAAUGGUGGAACAGUAAACCAGAAGGUGGACUAUGCAUACAAUUUCUUUGAAAAGCAAAUCCCAGUGGAUGCAGUUUUCCAAAAAGAUGAGAUGAUUGAUAUCAUUGGAGUAACUAAAGGUAAAGGUUAUGAAGGUGUUGUAACUCGUUGGGGCGUCACUCGGCUUCCUCGAAAGACUCACAGAGGUCUUAGGAAGGUUGCUUGUAUUGGUGCCUGGCACCCUGCCCGUGUUUCAUUCACAGUUGCCAGGGCUGGUCAGAAUGGAUAUCAUCACCGUACUGAGCUGAAUAAGAAGAUCUACAAGGUUGGCAAGCAGGACCAAGAGUCACAUACAGCCAUCACUGAAUUUGACAGGACUGAGAAGGAUAUUACUCCUAUGGGUGGAUUCCCUCAUUAUGGUGUGGUGAAUCAUGAUUAUCUUAUGAUCAAGGGAGGCUGUGUUGGACCAAAGAAGCGUGUUGUCACUCUUCGCCAGUCACUACUCAAGCAGACCUCUCGAUUGGCUCUUGAGGACAUCAAACUGAAGUUCAUUGACACCUCUUCCAAGUUUGGACAUGGCCGCUUCCAGACUACUCAGGAGAAACAGAAGUUUUAUGGUCGUUUGAAAGCUUAGUUUAUUCUGCUUUUGUGACGUUUAUCAGUAUUGUUAGGAGAAGUCAAUCAAAUUUUGCAUCCAAACAAGACAUUUAGUGGUUUUUGUUAUUUUUUAGUCGGUUGUUGUUUACAUUUCCCUUAUCGAGAACACAGUUUUGUUCUUUACUUUGGAACACCUUUUGUGGUUAUAAUUAUAUCAGCUAAAUGUUGAUGGUUUUGAAUA